AUGGAAGAGCUGCCUGAAAUUUCAAAAGAGUUCAUCGAACCGAUAUUGCCAUGUCUGGGUUUAUUGAGAAAUGUUCAUAUUUUGAUUUAUGCACAUGGUAAACCUUUUUGGAACGAAAAAUGUCAUUUGACCUUGAACAUAGUUUCAGUUGUAACUUAUCUAUUUUCCUUGACUAUGUAUAUGGGAAAAGUUUUUAGAGGAGAACUACAACUUGAGGAGUUAGCUUAUGUUAUCAGCGUUUAUGUCGUCAGUGUACAAGCCAUCCUCAAAGGUUCGGUUGUCGUCCUUUACAAGAAGGAAAUAAGGGCUAUAAUCCUGCAGCUGGGAAGUAUGUGGAGGGUGGAACAUCUAACUGAAGUACAGAUUAACAAGAAGAAUACGUUACUGAGGAGACUAAAGUUCUGUUAUGCAGUUUUCUACUGGAUUAAUAUGAUUGGAUCUUGGCAAUACAUACUGGCUCCUUUAUUGGAAACAGUUACCCGCAAAUUUAUUUUACUGCAGGAAUGUGGGCUGUUACUUCCAUUUUCUUGCAGCUUUCCUUUUGAUCCUACUGGGAACUGGGCAAGAUAUAUCGGUGUAUAUAUUUUUGAGACUUACAGCAUGUUUAGAAUCAUCUACGUCUACCUAGGAACAGAAUUUCUCAUGAUUACCUUAUGUUCUCACUUGACAACUGCAUUCACGUUGCUCCAAGAAGAUUUACUAAACAAUGAACCAGGAAACUUUAGAAAUCUGAAGACUAUAAUUGUUCAUCAUCAGAAAUUGAUAAGCAUAUCAAAACAAUUGGAUGAUAUUUUCAAUAAAGUCAUAUUCGUCAAUUUAUCUUCAGCGAGUAUUUCGAUGUGUUUCUUCGGAUUUUGUGCUAAGGUCGCUCAUCGAGCUCUUGACAUGGCGAACAAUUUUAUCGCAGUUCUCACUUUGACGUUGCCUUUAUUUAACUUAUGUGAUUAUGCAGAACGGUUGAGAGAAGCUAGUGCAGGAAUGGCAGAUUCAGUAUAUAACAACUUGUGGUAUUUAAGUGAUAAACAUUAUCAAAAGCUUCUGUGGUUUAUUUUGAGAAGGUCCCAGAAACCAUGUUGUUUAACUUCUUUGAAAUACAGUGAAAUUGGCUUGAAUACGUUUUCUGCGGUACUGAGCACAACUUGGUCGUACUUCUCUCUAGCUUCGAGUCUAUAUGAAAGUGAAACUUGA
Messenger RNA from Spodoptera litura, 1188 nucleotides. RefSeq names its product odorant receptor 13a. Gene Ontology annotation, cellular component: plasma membrane. Lineage: Eukaryota; Metazoa; Arthropoda; Insecta; Lepidoptera; Noctuidae. The record is from RefSeq and is a predicted model, not a curated record. Gene Ontology annotation, molecular function: olfactory receptor activity; odorant binding. Gene Ontology annotation, biological process: sensory perception of smell; detection of chemical stimulus involved in sensory perception of smell.